UACCCCGACAGGACUGAAUGGCAUGGGCUGGCCUGAGCACACCUCUGACCCAGCUCCUCCCUGCCAGCUGCUCUCUCUCCUUCCAGCCGUCCCAGAUGGAGCUCUGAACACGGUCAUCUGUGCUGACGAGGUGGGGAGUGAGGAGGACUUGUAUGACAGCUCCAGCCACCACUACAGCCACCCUGGAGGGGGCGGCGAGCAGCUGGCCAUCAAUGAGCUCAUCAGCGAUGGCAGUGUGGUCUGUGCUGAAGCACUCUGGGACCAUGUCACCAUGGAUGACCAGGAACUGGGUUUCAAAGCUGGGGAUGUCAUCGAAGUAAUGGAUGCUACCAACCGAGAGUGGUGGUGGGGCCGUGUCGCCGACGGCGAGGGGUGGUUUCCAGCCAGCUUCGUGCGGCUGCGUGUGAACCAGGACGAACCCCCUGACGACGCCUGGCGGCCCAUGGCCCCCGAGGCCCAGGAAGAAGGGGUGGAGGUGCCCGGCAGCAAAGAGCAGAUGCGGACCAAUGUGAUCAAGGAAAUCCUCAGUACGGAGCGCGACUACAUCAAGCACCUGCGAGACAUCUGUGAGGGGUACAUCCGGCAGUGCCGCAAGCGCGCGGACAUGUUCAGCGAGGAGCAGCUGCGCACCAUCUUCGGGAACAUCGAGGACAUCUACCGCUGCCAGAAGGCCUUCGUGAGGGCGCUGGAGCGGAAGUUCAACCGCGAGCGGCCUCACCUCAGCGAACUGGGCGCCUGCUUCCUGGAGCACCAAGCAGACUUCCAGAUCUAUUCGGAGUACUGCAACAACCACCCCAAUGCCUGCCUGGAGCUUGCUCGGCUCACCAAGCUCAACAACUACGUAUACUUCUUUGAGGCCUGCCGGCUGCUACAAAAGAUGAUCGACAUCUCCCUGGAUGGCUUCCUGCUCACACCGGUGCAGAAGAUCUGCAAGUACCCUCUGCAGCUGGCUGAGCUGCUCAAGUACACACCCCCCCAGCACAGGGAUUUCAAGGAUGUGGAAGCUGCCUUACAUGCCAUGAAAAAUGUGGCCCAGCUCAUCAACGAACGGAAACGGAGGCUAGAAAACAUCGACAAAAUUGCUCAGUGGCAAAGCUCCGUAGAGGACUGGGAGGGGGAAGACCUCCUGGUCCGAAGCUCAGAGCUCAUCUAUGCAGGGGAGCUAACUCGUGUGACACAGCCGCAGGCCAAGAGCCAGCAGAGGAUGUUCUUCCUGUUUGAUCACCAGCUCAUCUUCUGUAAGAAGGACCUUCUCCGCCGUGACAUGCUGUACUAUAAAGGCCGAGUGGACAUGGACGGCUUGGAAGUGGUGGAUCUGGAGGAUGGGAAGGACAGAGACCUUCACGUGAGCAUCAAGAACGCCUUCCGACUGCACUGCAGCCCCACAGGGGAGAGCCACCUGCUGUGCGCAAGGAAGCCUGAGCAGAAGCAGCGCUGGCUGAAGGCCUUGGCCAGGGAGCGGGAGCAGGUGCGGCUGGACCAGGAGACAGGCUUCUCCAUCACGGAGCUGCAGAGGAAGCAGGCCAUGCUGAAUGCCAACAAACAGCAGACCACGGGGAAGCCCAAAGCCCUCGGCCGGCCCUACUAUCUGACACGCCAGAGGCACCUGGCACUGCCCACCAGCCUGCCCCAGAAACAGGUCCUGGUACUGGCGGAGCCCAAGCCGAAGCCAUCCACCUUCUGGCACAACAUCAGUCGACUGGCGCCCUUCCGCAAGUGAGCAGUACCACAGGCAGCAAGUGGACCUUUGCCUGCCAACAGGCGGGCCUCUGGCUUUUUCUCCCCAAGGCCCCACAGCAAGCCCUCCUCUGCUAUUACGCAAACUGGGAGUGAGCAGGGGACGGGCAUAGCUCAGUGCCACUGAUACAUGCCAGUUCUAUGCCCCUGCUCUUGGUUUCCUCCCACUCCCGGUGCACUGAUGAUCCCGGCUGGAGAGGAAGGGACCUUAAGCAUGGGAACCUCCUACAUCCCAAGACUCUUGGGGCCUCAGCCAGUAUGUGAGAAGACUGGCCACUCUGGACCCUCUUCUUUCGACAUCUGGUCGUCCCAGCUUCUGUUUCCUGCGGAAGGCAGGAGAGACCAUCUGCCUUCACCACCCACAACACUAGGCUGUGGGGCCCUCGGCCCUGUCCUCCUUGCUGGGCCCCAGCCAGGUGGUGACAGCAAGCAACAUGCCUCCCUGGAGGACUGGGAAAGCACUUCUGCACACCAAUGCUGGGCCUACCCAAGCUGACCCCACCCACCUGGCAUCGGACACCCUGCACCUCUAGCUCAUGUAUUUCUAGUGUAAACAAAAACACUAGUCGGCGACAUAUGUCAGGGUUUGUCACCAGUCCACCUGUACUUGUGGGUGACCCCUGAAUCUGGUUUUGGUUUUGUUGCAUUCUGUUGCUUUUCUGACACUGCAGAAUUGUCAUUAGUGACUCAGAAAGAUUGCCUUACCCCAAGUGAGUGUGAGAAGCCAUAAGGACUGAAUUCUGCGGCCUAGUCUCCAGGGCUGCCCACCACCCAGAGGCUGGCAGACUCUGGGUUUAAGGGUUGCCCGCAUCCUGCUAAGAAAAGUACUGUGAGAGUGGCCUGGCUGUGGGUGAGUGUCGAGCCAACCCUCUGGUCCUUGGGAAUUCAGCGCAUGUACAGUCAGUCUCUCUUGCACUAAACCUCCAAGCCAGAAACCACAUUUAAUUUCAUAAAGAAACUUGUGAAAAAAA
Condylura cristata (star-nosed mole) is the source of this 2708-nucleotide messenger RNA. RefSeq names its product rho guanine nucleotide exchange factor 4. Lineage: Eukaryota; Metazoa; Chordata; Mammalia; Eulipotyphla; Talpidae. Gene Ontology annotation, biological process: intracellular signal transduction. Gene Ontology annotation, molecular function: protein binding; guanyl-nucleotide exchange factor activity. The record is from RefSeq and is a predicted model, not a curated record. The transcript is spliced from 11 exons. The coding region runs from base 23 to 1720 and encodes 565 amino acids.